AUGUCUUCUGCUACAGCUGCUAGGAUCCUCGUGUCGCAUUCAGUAGGCUGCAUUCCGUGGAGAGGUACAUCAAGGUCUCACCGUUCGCUUCGGACCGUCAGGAGGGCUAUCUGGAUACUUGUGGUUCGCGAGGCGCCAAGGUAUACCUGUAAUCAUCCAGCAUGA
Trametes versicolor FP-101664 SS1 is the source of this 165-nucleotide messenger RNA. RefSeq lists its product as uncharacterized. NCBI's taxonomy places the organism in Eukaryota, Fungi, Basidiomycota, Agaricomycetes, Polyporales, Polyporaceae. The transcript has a single exon. The record is from RefSeq and is a predicted model, not a curated record. The coding region runs from base 1 to 165 and encodes 54 amino acids.